AUGUCCGAUAUCAAGAACCCCGAGUCGGAGAAGAACGACCUUCACCACAUCGACAAGCACCUCGAGUCUGGAAGCGAGAAUGAGCUCCAGGCCGUCAUUGCCCAGUCCAACAUCCCGCGCUGGAGCGCGAGCUCCAUCAAGCUCUAUCUCGGCGUGUUCUGCGCCUGUUGCUGCGCCUUUGCGAAUGGCUACGAUGGCUCACUCAUGACUGCCAUCCUCGCGAUGCCUGCAUUCAACAAGCAGUUCGGCUCGUACAAGGGUGGCGUGUUUGAGGAGAUCCAGGACAACGGCACGCUCACUGGCAUCAUCUUCUCCCUCUACACUGUCGGUUCGAUGGUGGGCUCGCCUUUCGCAGCCACCAUUUCGGACCGCUUUGGCCGCCGCAAGGCCAUGUUCAUCGGCGCCUGGAUUAUUAUCAUCGGCAUGAUCCUCACCUCCACCUCGCACCAUGUUGAGCAGUUCAUCGUCGGUCGCUUUGUCCUCGGCUUUGGUAUUUCGAUCAUGACUGUCGCGGCGCCCGCGUACUCGAUGGAGAUUGCCCCACCCCAGUGGCGUGGUCGCGCGACCGGCAUCUACAACUGUGGCUGGUUUGGUGGCUCGGUUCCCGCCUCGGCCAUCACUUUUGGCACAUCGUUUAUCAACGGCCAGAUGUCGUGGCGCCUCCCCCUCAUUCUCCAGGCCGUUGCUUGCUUCCUCGUCAUGGCCAUCCUGCCAUUUGUCCCCGAAUCGCCACGCUACCUCGUGGCGCAGGGCCGCGUCGAGGAGGCCCACGACUUCCUGACAAAGUACCACGGCAACGGCAACCCCGACGACGCGCUCGUCUCGUUUGAGCUUCGUGAGAUGAAGGCCUCGAUUGCCCUCGACGGGAUCGACAAGGUGUGGUGGGACUACCGUCCGCUCUUCUUCUCGCACGGUGGCCGCUGGCGCAUGGCCCAGGUUCUCAUGAUCUCCGUCUUUGGCCAGUUCUCCGGUAACGGUCUGGCGUACUUUAACACCAUCAUUUUCAAGAACCUCGGUGUCGACACGGUCGCCGGCCAGCUCGGCUACAACCUCCUUAACCAGUGCAUCUCUGCCAUUUGUGCCCUAACCGCUGCCACACUCACCGACCGCAUGCCCCGCCGCUUCAUCCUUCCUUGGGGUACCCUCGGCUGUGCCGUCCUCCUUGGCAUCAACUCGGCUCUCUCGGCCGUCCUCGAUAAGCAGGUCAACAAGGCCGGCUUUGAAGGUGCCGGGCCCAUCUCAACGUCAGUCGCCCAAGGCGCUCUCGCCGCCUACUUCCUCUUCAACUGUCUGUUCUCGUUCACCUACACCCCGCUCCAGGGUGUCGUCCCCGUUGAGGCUCUGACCACCACCAUGCGUGCCAAGGGUCUUGCCGCCUCGGGCUUUAUCGUCUCCGCCGUCGGCUUCAUCAACCAGUUUGCUGGCCCCAUUGGCCUCCAGAACCUCGGAUACAAGUACAUCUUCGUCUUUGUUGCCUGGGACUGCGUCGAGGCGGCCUGUUGGUUCUUCUUCGGCGUCGAGUCGCAGGGCCGCACCCUCGAGGAACUCGACUGGGUCUACGAGCAGCCCAACCCCGUCAAGGCGUCCAAGCGCGUCAAGAACAUUGUCGUCGACGAGGACGGCUUCCAGGCGACCCACAAUUAG
This is a messenger RNA of Cutaneotrichosporon cavernicola, 1644 nucleotides long. RefSeq lists its product as uncharacterized. The record is from RefSeq and is a predicted model, not a curated record. Gene Ontology annotation, cellular component: membrane. Lineage: Eukaryota; Fungi; Basidiomycota; Tremellomycetes; Trichosporonales; Trichosporonaceae. Gene Ontology annotation, molecular function: carbohydrate:proton symporter activity. Gene Ontology annotation, biological process: carbohydrate transport; transmembrane transport. The coding region runs from base 1 to 1644 and encodes 547 amino acids. The transcript has 3 exons.